AUGUCUUCUGGGGACAUGGCUGCAGCGUGCCGGGCAGCAACCGUAUCUGACCUGUCUCCGGCGGAAAUCGCUCUGUUGCAGAGGGCUAUGAAUGGCGAGCUGUCAGGAGAAGUCGUGCCCCCGCCGACCGCUGUCAGAACAUCGGAAUCCACGCCACCUCCCGCCGUUUCAUCCGCGGCGCCGCAGCCGGCGCUAGUGGUGAAGGAGGAGAUUCAGCGUGCCCGGCUCUACAGCCUUGCAGAGUCCGACUUCAUCGAAGGCCCUGGUGUGUCUGCGGAAGCUGCGAAACGCAAGUUGCACCAGGAGAUCUUGAAGAGGGAGGGCGCGAUCUUGCAGCACAUGAUGUGGCCUGCUUCCCCUUCUGCGCCACUGCAAGCCCUUCGGGUGCCUCGCUCUCCGCCCAAGGAGGCGCCGGCCGUUUCCUCGAAGGCUUGCACGCAGGAGCCAGGCACCGCCGCGGCUGAAGAGCAUAAGACUGCAGCUCGCGGUGGGCGUUCUGCGAAAAGCAGGUCGCCUGCACACCGGCCGCAGACACGAAGCUUCGAAGACCCGUCGAUGCGCACGCGACUGGCACUGGCCAUGCGCAAGGCGCAGCGCGAGCAUUCGGCCGCGGACAUCGCCGCUCAACAAGUGCGGCAGCUCAGCACAAGCACUCGACGGGACCGCAGCGUCGCUACGAAGAGGCUGCGCAAGGCGGCACAAGCUAUUGAAAAUACACGCCUGGCUUUCGAAGCCGUCAUCCGCAGAGAGUCCGUCAGCCACGCCCGGACCACGCGCACACAGAAUGCGCAGUUGCGCCCGCCCGCACGAGGCAGACGCGCCCCGAAGCGGAAGUGUCUUUGA
Symbiodinium sp. CCMP2456 is the source of this 843-nucleotide messenger RNA. The record is from the annotation of a GenBank genome assembly. NCBI's taxonomy places the organism in Eukaryota, Dinophyceae, Suessiales, Symbiodiniaceae.